AUGGAAUUAGGUGACCCAGCAGCAACUGAAACAGCGGGCCAGCAUAUGAAAGAUGAGUUGUCUGCUAAGUGUCAAAAACUAUUUUUGGAGUUCUUAGAGGAAUACAAAGGCAAAGAUGGAAACAAUUUGUAUGUGUCGGCAGCAGAAGAGUUGAUUAGGCCAGAGAGAAAUACUCUAGUGAUAAAUUUUACUGACAUUGAAUAUUACAACCAGCAACUUGCGACUACAAUACAAGAAGAAUAUUAUAGAGUAUAUCCUCAUCUUUGUCGAGCUGUCCAUAAUUUUGUCCGUCAACUAGGCAAUACUCCAGCAAACAAAGAGUUCUAUGUUGCAUUUUCAGAUUUCCCUGCCCGACAAAAGAUACGUGAACUCAGUUCUUUAAAAAUUGGGACAUUACUACGCAUUAGUGGGCAAGUGGUAAGGACUCAUCCUGUACACCCUGAACUUGUCAGUGGAACAUUUCUUUGUAUGGACUGUCAAUCUGUAAUCAAAGAUGUGGAGCAGCAGUUCAAGUACACACAGCCCACUAUCUGCAAAAAUCCUGUCUGUGCAAACCGCAGAAGGUUUACGCUGGAUACAAAUAAGUCUCGCUUUGUGGACUUCCAAAAGGUAAGAAUUCAGGAAACUCAGGCAGAAUUGCCUCGUGGUGCAAUUCCACGCAAUGUAGAAGUUAUUCUUCGUGCAGAAGCUGUUGAAACUGCUAUGGCAGGGGAUCGUUGUGAUUUCACUGGUACAUUGAUUGUUGUGCCUGAUGUAGCUGCUCUGUCAGUUGGAGAUGCGCGACUAGAGACUGGUGCAAAAGUAACAGGUGGGCAAGGAUUUAAUAAUGAAGGUGUCCAAGGUCUGAAAGCAUUGGGUGUUAGAGAUCUGUCUUAUAGAUUGGCUUUUUUAGCAUGUUACGUGGGUGCUACUAAUCCAAGGUUUGGUGGCAGAGACUUGAGGGAGGAAGAUCAGACUGCAGAAAGUAUAAAAAAUCAAAUGACUGUCCAAGAGUGGGAAAAGGUAUUUGAAAUGAGCCAAGACAAAAAUUUGUACCACAAUUUAUGUACAAGUCUCUUUCCCACAAUACACGGCAGUGAUGAAAUUAAAAGAGGGGUCCUUUUAAUGCUGUUUGGGGGUGUGCCAAAAACUACAAUGGAAGGCACUUCUCUGAGAGGAGACAUUAAUGUAUGCAUUGUUGGAGAUCCAAGUACAUCAAAAAGCCAGUUUCUCAAGCAUGUGGAAGAAUUUAGUCCUAGAGCAGUAUAUACUAGCGGAAAAGCAAGCAGUGCUGCAGGAUUAACCGCUGCUGUUGUAAAAGAUGAAGAAUCACAUGAGUUUGUGAUUGAAGCUGGAGCUCUGAUGCUUGCAGAUAAUGGAGUUUGUUGUAUUGAUGAGUUUGACAAGAUGGAUUUGAAAGAUCAAGUGGCCAUUCAUGAGGCAAUGGAGCAGCAAACAAUAUCAAUCACCAAAGCUGGUGUAAAGGCCACUUUGAAUGCCCGCACAUCCAUUUUGGCAGCUGCAAAUCCUGUUGGUGGAAGAUAUGAGCGAUCAAAAUCUUUAAAGCAUAACGUCAAUCUUUCAGCUCCUAUAAUGUCUAGAUUUGAUCUUUUUUUCAUUCUAGUGGAUGAAUGCAAUGAGGUGACAGACUAUGCAAUAGCGCGGAGGAUAGUUGAUUUACAUGCACGCAAUGAGGAGUCUAUAGAGAGAGUUUAUUCGAUUGAGGAUAUUCAGAGGUAUUUGCUGUUUGCCCGUCAAUUUCAGCCUAAAAUUACUAAAGAAGCAGAAGAAUUUCUUGUUGAACAGUACCGUCGACUUAGACAGCGGGAUGGAAGUGGAGUAGCCAAAUCCGCAUGGAGAAUUACAGUCAGACAGCUUGAGAGCAUGAUACGAUUAUCCGAGAGCAUGUCUCGUAUGCACUGUUGCGAUGAAGUUCAACCAAAACAUGUAAAGGAAGCUUUCAGGCUGAUAAACAAAUCAAUUAUUCGUGUGGAUACACCCGAUGUCAGCUUUGAUCAAGCUGAAGAUGAAAAGACCAUGGAAGGAGCCGCUGGUAGUAACGGGUCUUUCUGUCCCCCUGCACCAAUUAAUGAAGCUAUGGAAACAAACCAAGAUGAAGAAACAAAGGAACAACCUGCUUCAAGUGCUUCAUUAAAAAUGACUUUUUCAGAAUAUAAGCAGAUUUCCAAUUUACUUGUCUUCUACAUGCAGAAGAUGGAAGAAUCUGAAGACUGUCAGUUAACUAAGAGUGACCUGGUGAACUGGUAUCUUAAAGAAAUUGAAAGUGACAUUGAGACUGAAUCUGAACUGAUUUUUAGGAAAAAUUUGAUAGAAAAAGUAAUCCACCGAUUAGUUCAUUAUGAUCAUAUACUCAUAGAAUUGUGCAAGACUGAUUUAAAGUCCAUAGAUGGCAAUGAGGAGGCUUCAGAAGAGAAUCGUAUAUUAGUUGUUAAUCCAAACUAUGUUUUAGAGGAUUAA
Molecule: messenger RNA, 2457 nt
Organism: Nanorana parkeri
Lineage: Eukaryota; Metazoa; Chordata; Amphibia; Anura; Dicroglossidae
Product: maternal DNA replication licensing factor mcm6
Exons: 18
Coding region: 1-2457 (818 amino acids)
Biological process (GO): double-strand break repair via break-induced replication; DNA replication initiation; mitotic DNA replication
Cellular component (GO): nucleus; MCM complex
Molecular function (GO): single-stranded DNA binding; ATP binding; single-stranded 3'-5' DNA helicase activity
Source: RefSeq, a predicted model, not a curated record